Molecule: messenger RNA, 1299 nt
Organism: Conger conger (European conger)
Lineage: Eukaryota; Metazoa; Chordata; Actinopteri; Anguilliformes; Congridae
Gene: gpr101
Product: G protein-coupled receptor 101
Exons: 1
Coding region: 1-1299 (432 amino acids)
Biological process (GO): G protein-coupled receptor signaling pathway
Cellular component (GO): membrane
Molecular function (GO): G protein-coupled receptor activity
Source: RefSeq, a predicted model, not a curated record
AUGCCCACCUCCCUGGCCCCUGCUGUGGGCAGUAACAACAGUGACGUGCCCUGGGACCCGGGCUCCCCGCACCAGCACCCGUCGUCCGUCGCCAACAGCGUGGCGAAGAUGGCCCUGAUCUCGGUCAUCGUCUGCACCUCGCUGUUCGGCAACGUGGUGGUGCUGCUGGUGUUCCACCGCAAGCCGCACCUGCUGCACGUGGCCAACCGCUUCGUGCUCAACCUGCUGCUGGCCGACCUGCUGCAGACGGUGCUGGUGAUGCCCUUCGCCAUCGCCGCCACCGUGCCGCAGGUCUGGCCCCUGGACGCGCGGCUGUGCCAGGCGCUGGUGGUGCUCAUGCACCUGUUCGCCUUCGCCGGCGUCAACACCAUCAUCGUGGUGUCGGUGGACCGCUACCUGGCCAUCAUCCACCCGCUGUCCUACCCCACGCGCAUGACGCCGCACCUGGGCACCAACCUGAUCGCCUGCACCUGGCUGCUGAGCGUCCUGCAGAGCACGCCGCCCCUCUACGGCUGGGGCGCCAUCGACUUCGACCGGCGGCACAACGCCUGCGCCGUGGUGUGGUCCUCCAGCGCGUCCUACGCCGCGCUGGUCUCCGCCUUCUCCUUCUGGCUGCCCGUGGCCGUCAUGCUGGCCUGCUACUGGAUGGUGUUCCGCGCCGCGCGGAGGCAGAACGCCCUGGUGCACCCCAUCCAGUCCGGCCACCAGCUGGACUCCCACCCGCCGGGCGCGGGCCCCCAGCAGCAGCAGCAGCAGCAGCCCCUCCCCGACGGCGCCCUCGUGGCGGGUUACCCCGGCAGGGUGCGCGCCCGGCGCUUCCACUACCACUGCAAGGCGGCGCGGGUGGUGUUUGUGAUCAUGGCCUCCUACAUCCUGAGCAUGGGGCCCUACAGCGUGCUGAGCACGGUGUCGGUGCGCUCGGCGCCCGCGGUCCCGCCCUGGCUCUCCUCCCUGGCGCUCAUCCUCUUCUUCUUCCAGUGCUGCGUCCACCCCUACAUCUACGGCUACAUGCACCGCAGCGUGCGCAAGGAGUUCCUGGCGCUGCUCUGCGGGCCGCUGUGCCGGCCCGGCCGACCCGCCCGGGGCUCGGCGGUGGACAGCUGCUUCACCGUGACGGACGGUCGCUCGGGGCAACCGCACCCGCCGGGCGCCGCGGCGACCAGGGUCCACCCCCUGCAGACCUGGGAGGAGGGCACCACCUCCUCCUCGCCCACCGAGCGGAGGUCCCGGGACAGCCGCAAGGAGACCGCCUCGGUCAGCCUCAGCUCCGAGAAGGAGCUCGUCGUCCACGGGAAGUGA